Entrophospora sp. SA101 is the source of this 309-nucleotide messenger RNA. The record is from the annotation of a GenBank genome assembly. NCBI's taxonomy places the organism in Eukaryota, Fungi, Glomeromycota, Glomeromycetes, Entrophosporales, Entrophosporaceae.
AUGGUUGCCUUCUCCCAACUUCCAUGGAGGGUGUUUUUCCACGUAAGAUGCGAUCUUGACAUCACUCCAAAUAGAUACGAGGAGUUGCAGGAAAAUCCUAAUGCAGGAUAUAAAUGUCCACUUUGUGAAGGAAGAAUUAAAGGAUUGAAAGAAGGUGACCAGAAAGAACGUGAUGCGUUGGCCGGUAAUCCAGUGGCGAAACCUGUUGCGCAGGUUGCCGGACAAAAGUUGAUUAGGGGUAUCGUGGAAUUUAAGGGUAAAAGAGUUGUGGUCCCAGAAAUUCGAGGAUGGGGAAAAUUGGCAAUGUAG